ACACCACCAUAUGCUAGAUGCACGUGACGGUAUCUUUGUAGCCUAAUGCAGGCAUCUGUUAAGCCCCGAUGGACCUGCCCUGAUAUACGCGGCCUCUUCCCAACUUACAUAUUACCAUUACUCUACCUCUACAAUCCAAACACUACCAACCAUACCUGCUUCACAUAAGAGCCUGUCCCGGAAAUGGGCCUCCAAGACAAGUUCCCAGACGUACACUGGAUCUGGAAAGGCGCCAUCUCCUAUGUGUACGAGGUUCAUCCUCAGAUUGUGGUCAAGGUCCCCAAAUCAGGAGAUUUUGAGAGAGAGCAGUUUAGAAAAGAGCUCGGAAUAUAUGAUCUCUUCUCCCGUUCCGCUCCGUGUGCUUCGGUGGUACAAUGUUUCCACAGGGCGGAUAACGGCAUAUUCCUCGAAUACAUGCGGGAUAUUUCCCUACACUCCAGACUACAAUAUAGCCAGAUCUGGGACCAUCGAAAUGUGGUGGUAACAGGCGUCAAGAAGCUAGAGCCCCUGAGCCUUCGAAAGCAGUGGAUGCAAGAUCUCACCCAGGCCGUUGCAUUCCUUGAAUCGCUCCAUCUCGCGCACGGCGAUCUUCGACCGGAGAACAUCCUCCUUGAUCGCGACCGGCUGAAGCUCUCCGACUUUGAUUGCACGGCAGAAAUCGGAGCAGACUUCGAGGCUUGCACGCCACCAUACGGCAGGAUACUCAACAGCAGCGAGGCCGAACAUGGAGCAUGCGGAACUUCCGGCUGUCUCGGCCCGCGAACGGAGCAAUUCGCCCUCGGUUCGAUAUACUAUCUGAUUAAUUACGGCUUCGAGGUCUAUGGGGAUCAGACGCUGACCGACGACCAUCGGGAGCGCGGACCGAGGAUAGUCGAUCUACUGCAGCACAUGCAGCUCCCUGACCUGGCCGGUGACGAUCCGUCCAUCGACGCCAUCAUCGACAGAUGCUGGCACAACCAAUAUCCCACAAUCGCGGACUUGGCAACUGCCACAACAGCACUGCUGCUGCUGGGUUGCAACAAAUCCGACGCAAUCAUCGCCCAGGAAAUGGUAAAUGGCGCCCAACAGCAGAUUGUCGAACCCGGCCGGGACAUGCCUUGUUGCGGCCCUGCUCCGACCGGGGCAUUUCUGAGAAAUAAGGCGAUAUGCGAGGAUUUGGACAGGCGGGGGCUACUCGACCUGCUUGCCACCAACGACCCCGAGCAGCUUGGACUUGCGUUGGCGUGGUACAGAUAUACUGCCUAGAUGACGGAGCAUCCCUUACACGGAAUACCGUCCAAAGGCAGGCAGUCUUCGCCCGCGAAACACGAAAGCAAACACUCAGUACCAGCCGCGCCAAAAAGCAAAAGCCGGAAGACACAACCCCUGAGCCCCAUGUAUGACCAGCUCUGGGCCUCCGGGCAAGGCUGUGAGGCACCUUCAUUUGAAAG
Messenger RNA from Pseudovirgaria hyperparasitica, 1430 nucleotides. Its product is annotated as kinase domain-containing protein. NCBI's taxonomy places the organism in Eukaryota, Fungi, Ascomycota, Dothideomycetes, Acrospermales, Acrospermaceae. Gene Ontology annotation, biological process: protein phosphorylation. The record is from RefSeq and is a predicted model, not a curated record. The transcript has 2 exons. Gene Ontology annotation, molecular function: ATP binding; protein kinase activity. The coding region runs from base 184 to 1245 and encodes 353 amino acids.